UAUUCUCCAGAAAUGGGCAUCUCCAAAAUUGUGAAAUUUGUCAGUAAGCUAACUUGCAAUCACCACCUCACGUGCCAUCGUUCAACUGAAGGAUCUAAAUUAACCAAUCCAAACACUUUGAAAGCCUCUCGAAACUGCCACCCUCACCUAUCCUCUGUUUCAAUGUUGCUUGAACUUGAACUGGAAUUAUCCGGCACUUUUUCAUGGAUUCUCUCGUAAUAAAUAGAGCCUUCUCUUCUAACCUUGUUAACUCUAAUGACAUCACUUCUUUCAAUCUUUCUUCUUUUUGGUUUUUCAGAUUCAAGAAACUCAAUAAAUUGAAACCAUCUUUAGUUACUGCUUCAUACUCUAAUCCCCAAAACCCCAGCCAAGAAUGGCAAAAUCAAAGCUCAUACUUAAAACCCUUUUCACUUCUUCUUCCAAUUUUCAAGAAAGUCAAAGACUUUGCAACAAAAGCCUCAAAUAACAAAUGGGUCUCUGUUUUUAAAGGCCCUGAGAAUGUUCCUGAGAAGCUUAGUGGAAAUUUAUUGCAAAAUGGAAGUUUUGGGAUGGCUUUAUUGAGUAUAACUUCAACAGCAAAAGUGAAAAUAAGUCCAUUUGUAGCUACAUUAGCUGCUAACCCAACGUUUGUUUCGGGUUUUAUAGCUUGGUUUAUAGCACAGUCAAUGAAGGUUUUCUUGAAUUUUUGUGUGGAGAGAAAAUGGGAUUUUAGGAUUAUGUUUGCUUCUGGUGGAAUGCCUUCUUCACAUUCAGCUUUGUGCACGGCAUUGACCACUUCAGUUGCUAUUUGUCAUGGAGUUGCAGAUUCAUUGUUUCCUGUUUGUUUGGGAUUUACUUUAAUUGUGAUGUAUGAUGCUAUUGGUGUUAGACGGCACGCAGGGAUGCAAGCUGAGGUUCUCAAUCUGAUUGUUGAGGACUUAUUCGAAGGGCAUCCCAUCAGUCAAAGAAAGCUAAAAGAACUUCUUGGCCACACCCCAUCGCAGGUUUUUGCUGGGGCUGUGUUGGGUAUUAUGGUUGCUUGGAUGUGUAGUCAGGGUUGUUUAAUUGCAACCUAAUCAGCUUCACAGGUAUACUUGCCAAUAACUAGGAAGUUAACCGUUACAACUGUACAAGAAGCACUGGCUUUUCGUAUGAACGGUUGAUACUUAUGUUCAUCCCCUUGUAAAAGGAAAAAAAUAAUGUUCUGCAACCAAUGCAAUUGGUUAGCAUUCUGAAUUUGUACUCUGGUAUGUUCAAGCUUUUAGGAUUUAGUGAUCUGCUUUUGAUUUCUUCCAUUACAUUGUAGCUAUUCUUCCAGGUUAGAAAACUGUAUCAUUAUAGCUUUUCUCCUAAGUAUGGAGAGUAUGGGACUGUCUUGAGUGAUUAUGUGCCUUCUGAGACUCUUAGUUUUAUUUUCAGUUUGCAUUCAUCAUUCCUUUUUGUAACUGUAUCUAUCUGACAUUGAAUUACAUGAUGAAGAAGAGGAUUUGCAAUGA
Molecule: messenger RNA, 1475 nt
Organism: Lycium barbarum (goji berry)
Lineage: Eukaryota; Viridiplantae; Streptophyta; Magnoliopsida; Solanales; Solanaceae
Exons: 2
Coding region: 204-1055 (283 amino acids)
Source: RefSeq, a predicted model, not a curated record